AUGAGUAAUCAAAAAUCCUCAAUACCUGUUUCGCGAUUCGCACUUCUCACACCUCGCCUCAUCCUUGUGCCCACGCCAUUGGCCAUCUCUAUAGCAUCUUACGUCGCUCUCUACGCUGAUCUUCAUGCCGACGCUGCCUUCUGCGAGAUGGGAUUUGGCAGUGCUUUUCCCGUCCAAGCACGAACCCAAGAACAGAUGCAGCAAGUAAUCGCAACUAGAGAUAUCGCCCGAUCCUGGGACAAGAGAGCGAUGGGCGACUUCGCAGUGGGCUGGCGACCGAAGGACGAACUUGGAGAAAUAAAAGGUCAGCCGUUAGUUGAAUCGAGCGAGAAAGCGCAAAUCAUCCAUGAACACGAGAUGGAAAGCAUUUGUCGGACGUUCGAUGACGUCGAAUGGCUAGGUUACGCGGGUGUCCGGGACGCUACCACGACGUCUCUUCCUCCACGUGACGCUUCAGAUGCUCCACUACCACCAUGGGAAGAAAUGAUCGAACUGCGCUACGGUGUUGCGCCAGCGUGUUGGGGCCAAGGCGUAGCUCGCGAGGCCGCAGAAGCAGUCAUGCAGUGGGCGGCCACUGAGAGGGGCGUAAAACGAUUCGUCGCUGAAACUGAGAGGGGGAAUGCGAGAAGCGGGAGGGUGUUGGAGAAGAUGGGGUUUAAGAAGAGUGGCACUGGGUAUUGGAAAGAUGAAGAUGAGGUGGAGUGGGAGAGAAACGCUGCGAGUCCUUGA
This is a messenger RNA of Alternaria atra, 729 nucleotides long. RefSeq lists its product as uncharacterized. The coding region runs from base 1 to 729 and encodes 242 amino acids. The record is from RefSeq and is a predicted model, not a curated record. Gene Ontology annotation, molecular function: acyltransferase activity, transferring groups other than amino-acyl groups. Lineage: Eukaryota; Fungi; Ascomycota; Dothideomycetes; Pleosporales; Pleosporaceae. The transcript has a single exon.